Miscanthus lutarioriparius is the source of this 1422-nucleotide messenger RNA. The record is from the annotation of a GenBank genome assembly. Lineage: Eukaryota; Viridiplantae; Streptophyta; Magnoliopsida; Poales; Poaceae.
AUGGGAGAGGAAGCAGCGGCCGCGCCCACCACCGUGGCAGCAGGGAGCGCCCCGCCGCACCUGCUCCUGAUCUGCUUCCCGGGGCAGGGCCACGUGAACCCGAUGCUCCGCCUGGCGAAGCGCAUCGCGGCCAAGGGCCUCCUGGUGACCUUCUCCUCGGUCUCCACCGUCGGCGUGAAGCUGGCCGCGUCCGCGGUUCUGGACGACGAGGACCCCGGCCCCGACCUGGACGACCUGAUGCGGCACCUCUCCAAGGACGGGCCGCCGGCGUUCGCGAAGCUGCUCGCGCGGCAGGCGCGGGACGGCAGGCCCGUGGCGUGCGUGGUGGUGAACCCGUUCAUGCCGUGGGCGGCCGACGUGGCCGCCGAUGCCGGGAUCCCGUCCGCGGUGCUGUGGGUGCAGUCGUGCGCGGUGUUCUCGCUCUACUACCACCACGUACACGGCCUCGUGGAGUUCCCGCGCGAGGACGACCCCGACGCGCGGUUCACGCUGCCGGGCCUCCCCGAGAUGUCCGUCGCCGACGUGCCGUCGUUCCUGCUCCCGUCCAACCCGUACAAGCUGCUGGUGGACGCGAUCGUCGCGCAGUUCCGCACCAUCGGCCGCGCGUCGUGGGUGCUCGUCAACUCCUUCACGGAGCUGGAGCGCGACGUGGUGGCGGCGCUCCCUGGCGUGACUCCCCGCCCGCCGGAGCUCAUCCCCGUGGGCCCGCUCAUCGAGCUCGACGGUCAGGACGACGGCAGCGACGGCGCGGUGCGCGGCGACCUGAUGAAGGCCGCGGACGACUGCGUGGAGUGGCUGGACGCGCAGGCGCCGCGCUCCGUGGUGUACGCGUCGGUGGGCAGCGUGGUGCUGCUCAACGCGGAGGAGGUGGGCGAGAUGGCGCACGGGCUCGCCGCCACGGGGCGUCCCUUCCUGUGGGUCGUCCGGCCCGACACCCGGGAUCACCUCCCGGAGGGGUUCCUGGACGCCGUGGCCGGGCGCGGCACGGUGGUGCCGUGGAGCCCCCAGGACCGCGUGCUGGCGCACCCGUCCACCGCCUGCUUCCUCACGCACUGCGGCUGGAACUCCACCCUGGAGACCAUCGCGGCGGGCGUGCCCGUCGUGGCGUUCCCGCAGUGGGGCGACCAGUGCACGGACGCCAAGUUCCUGGUGGAGGAGCUCAGGAUGGGGGUCCACCUCCGCGGCGGGCCGCUGCGGCGGGACGCCGUGCGGGAGGCGGUGGACGCCGCCGUGGCCGGGCCCGAGGCAGACGCCAUGCUCGCCAGCGCCAGGAGGUGGAGCGCCGCGGCGCGGGAGGCCGUCGCGCCCGGCGGGUCCUCGGACGCGCACGUCCAGGCGUUCGUGGACGAGGUGGCACGGCGUGCGUGUGGCGUGCAAGCGGCUAAGGUCGUGCCGCCGUCGUUAGAGACUCCUGCUAGUUGA